GGACAAUGAUAGGCUACUUGACGUUUUGGCCAGCUGCGGUGCAGGCAGGCCAAUGUUGAUUGAGGACCACGGCGCUUGUCAGGCUAUCAUCAAUCACUAAGAUGUCAAUGUGGAGGCGACGGUCAAAAUAUAUUUGCAAAGCAAAUCGAGAAGACAAACAUGUCCAUAGAGGCCCAGACAGAGUGGAUAUACUAACAUUUAAAUACAAGGAGAUGUGUAAAAUGGACUCAAGCUCUGACUCAGAGUCUGACGCAAGCCCUAGGUGGUCAGACACCAGCAGCAAGGGCAACGUCAGCGGUGCAGCUGAAAGAAAAUCUGCACAGAAACUGCCAUCGAUGACACACAAACAGACUGGAUGGCAUAAUGUGUGUAUAGAUCCGUAUGAUGGAAGCUCAGAGGAUUCUUGCACCUCCACAAAUGACUCCAGACGGCCAAAGAAGGGCAGUUGCCGGUUUUGGGUAAAGUUUCGGAGAGGGACAGCUAUGCAUGGCCCUCUCCCCAAGGAGGUGAAGAGGAAUGGCACAGCUGAUGGUGCAGGAGGCUCCCAUUUUGGAGACAUCCACAUGUUAAGCGACCCAGAGAUUGAUAUCACCAACCAGAAGGGCAACUGGCCAUCUAGCGAUGUGAACGAUUCAGAGGCAAAGGUGUUAGAGGAUAGUGGCGUGUUCAUCAAAUCUCUUUCAGACUCACCUAGCCCUGCGCUGUUGACUGAUGGAGGUGAUUGUGUGCAGUCUUUGCAUGGUCCAUCCAAUGGAAACAGUCAAGAGGCAGCAACACCGCCACCUGACUAUAUUACAGGUCAUGAUUCACUUUUCAAAAGGAAGCUGUUUCCUGCCCAGGGUGAAAUGGGGUAUUGGCACAGGAAAAGGCAAUGUGUGACUAAAAUAGACAGAGAGAGCAACAGUCCUGAGUGAAAUGAAGGACCAAGGAGUUGCAAGAUCAACCACUGAAAAAUUUUGAGUUACGUAGACUGCUUACACUGUAAAUAAAGCACUUGGUGGUACACUUAUGUAUUUCAGUUGUUGAUAAUAUUGAUGAAAUGACAAACAUUUAGUAGGAAUUAAUGUAUAAAAUUGAGAUCUUAUAGAACACUAGAGAUCAGGAAUUGAAAACAGAAUGAUUUUCAUUAUGGUUAGUUUUGAGCUUAAACUUUUUUGUUCCCGUUCCAGUUUUCCAAUAGCCCGGCCACGCCUGUCUACGCAGUGCAGCUCAAUUUAUUUUCCCUUCAGUACUCUGUCUGAUCUGCUUUCGUUUACUCCGCCCAAUCAGGGAACAGAGGGCGAUCUUGAGAGCGAUUACAUCCCUGUGGUUAACAUAUGUCAUUACCAAACGUUAGUGAACUCAAAUGAUUUAAAACGU
Sardina pilchardus (European sardine) is the source of this 1359-nucleotide messenger RNA. RefSeq lists its product as uncharacterized. The transcript is spliced from 6 exons. NCBI's taxonomy places the organism in Eukaryota, Metazoa, Chordata, Actinopteri, Clupeiformes, Clupeidae. Bases 102 to 914 code for a protein of 270 amino acids. The record is from RefSeq and is a predicted model, not a curated record.